Messenger RNA from Clunio marinus, 7136 nucleotides. The record is from the annotation of a GenBank genome assembly. NCBI's taxonomy places the organism in Eukaryota, Metazoa, Arthropoda, Insecta, Diptera, Chironomidae.
AGUCAGUUGAAGUUGAAAAGUGGUCGCGAGCAGUUCGAUCUUCUAUCAGGAAAGCUUUUAAAAAACGAUUUUUAAAAAACUUUUAAGCUUUAGGAAUUUCAUGACCGUGAGAACAGCACAAACUUAAUUAAAACAAACACUAGGAAAGCUAAGCUAUUCUCGUUCCAACAUCGGAGAAACCCAAAAAUAAAAGACCCAAAAUGGGGGCCAUGUUUCGGUCCGAAGAGAUGACUUUAUGUCAAAUGUUCAUCCAACCUGAAGCAGCUUACUCGUCUGUGUCGGAGCUUGGUGAAACCGGCACUGUGCAAUUUCGGGAUUUAAAUGGAGAUGUAAAUGCGUUUCAAAGGAAGUUUGUGAAUGAAGUUCGUCGUUGUGAUGAAAUGCAACGAAAACUUCGUUACAUCGAAGGAGAAAUCAAGAAAGAUGGAGUGAAGAUUAAAGAUUGUGAGGACGUCCCACGGGCACCGAAUCCUCGUGAGAUAAUCGAUCUUGAAGCUCAUCUCGAGAAGACCGAAAACGAAAUCAUGGAGUUAUCUCAAAAUGCCGUCAAUUUGAAGACGAAUUACUUGGAACUUGUAGAGUUGCGUCAUGUUCUGGAGAAGACCCAAAGUUUCUUCUUUGAAGAAGAAGCAAUUAAUAACGACGCCAUGCUCAACAAUUUGAUAACACAAGAAGAACAUGCAACACAAAAUCGCGGUCGAUUAGGUUUUGUUGCUGGUGUUAUUGAACGUGAAAGAGUUCCAGGCUUUGAACGAAUGUUGUGGCGAAUUUCCCGUGGAAAUGUUUUUCUCCGUCAAUCAGAAAUGGAACAAGCGCUUGAAGAUCCUUUAACUGGAAAUGAACUUUUCAAAACUGUUUUCGUUGCCUUUUUCCAAGGUGAACAAUUGAAGACUCGCAUCAAGAAGGUUUGCACUGGAUAUCAUGCAAGCUUGUAUCCGUGUCCAAAUGAACCACAAGAACGAGAAGAAAUGUUGAAAGGAGUUUUGACACGUCUUGAAGAUUUAAACAUGGUUUUAAAUCAGACUCGAGAUCAUCGUUCACGUGUUCUUAAUAAUGUCGCUAAAGAACUUCCACGAUGGACAAUCAUGGUGAAGAAAAUGAAGGCAAUUUAUCAUACGAUGAACUUAUUCAACAUGGACGUGACCAACAAGUGUUUGAUUGGCGAAUGUUGGGUACCAGUUUUGGAUCUUCCGGUCGUUCAGAAGGCUUUGUCAGAUGGAUCAGCUGCAGUUGGAUCAACAAUUCCAUCUUUCUUGAAUGUUAUCGAAACGGUAGAAAAUCCACCAACUUUCAAUCGAACUAAUAAGUUCACCCGAGGCUUCCAAAACUUAAUUGAUGCUUAUGGCAUUGCGUCUUAUCAAGAAGCUAAUCCAGGAUUGUACACGAUCAUCACGUUUCCAUUCUUGUUCGCCAUUAUGUUUGGUGAUUUGGGUCACGGCUUAAUUAUGUUUGGUUUUGGCUUAUGGAUGGUCACUUGUGAAAAGAAACUCGGCGCUAAGAAGUCAACCAACGAGAUUUGGAAUAUUUUCUUCGGUGGUCGUUACAUUAUAUUGUUGAUGGGUUUGUUUUCAUCAUACACCGGUUUUGUCUACAAUGAUUUAUUCUCCAAGUCGAUGAACAUGUUUGGGUCAUCAUGGUCAAUAAAUUAUAACACUUCAACCAUCAUGACCAACAAAGAUCUACAACUGAAUCCAACAUCUAAUGAUUCAUCAAUCGAAACUUAUCCAAUCGGAUUGGAUCCCGUCUGGCAAUUAGCGAUCAAUAAAAUCAUCUUCCUGAAUUCGUUUAAGAUGAAGCUUUCGAUUAUUUUCGGAGUUGUUCAUAUGAUCUUCGGUGUUAUCAUGUCGACAGUUAAUCACAAUUUCUUCCGUCGUCGAAUAAGCAUCGUUUUGGAAUUUUUACCACAAAUUAUCUUCUUGGUUCUUCUUUUCGCUUACAUGGUCUUCAUGAUGUUCUUCAAAUGGGUUCAGUAUAGUCCAAAGCUGCCACCACCACAGUCACCUGGUUGUGCUCCAUCUGUUCUCAUUAUGUUCAUCAACAUGAUGCUGUUCAAAAAUUCACCACCACUUGAAGGGUGUGACGAAUUUAUGUUUUCAUUUCAAUUGACUUUGGAACGAACAUUUGUGUUCAUUGCACUCAUUUGCAUUCCAUGGAUGUUGCUUGGAAAGCCGCUUUAUAUCAUGAUGUCAAGAAAGAAGCAUAACAAGGUAUCUAAUAAAAAUGGUGAUAUAAACUAUGGAAUGGAAAUGUCGCCUGAAACACCAGAAGCUCAACUUCCAGCUCCACAUGUUACUGAUCAUGAACACGAAGAAGAACCAAUCAGUGAAAUCUUCAUUCAUCAAGGAAUUCAUACUAUCGAAUAUGUCUUAAGUACGGUAUCGCAUACGGCAUCAUAUCUUCGCUUAUGGGCUUUAUCAUUGGCACAUGCACAAUUAUCGGAAGUUUUAUGGAACAUGGUUUUUCAACUGGGAUUGAAACAAAGUGAUUCAAUCCAAGGACCGAUUUUCAUUUAUUUAAUGUUCGCUGCGUGGGCUCUCUUCACGUUAGCCAUACUUGUGAUGAUGGAGGGUUUAUCGGCUUUCUUGCAUACUCUCCGUCUUCAUUGGGUCGAGUUUAUGAGUAAAUUUUAUGAAGGCCUUGGUUACGUUUUCCAACCGUUUUCAUUUAAAACACGAACAUUAAAACCAUUGGCAACCAUGGGGGCGAUGUUCAGAAGCGAAAAAAUGUCGCUGUGUCAAUUGUUUAUCCAGCCUGAGGCAGCAUAUCAAACUGUCGCUGAACUGGGUGAAAUUGGCAUUGCACAAUUCCGAGAUUUGAAUCCCGAUUUGAGCAUGUUUCAACGAAAAUUCACAGCUGAAGUGAGACGAUGUGAUGAGAUGGAACGUAAAGUCAAUUACAUCAGAAAGGAACUUAUUAAGGAUGGAAUGGAGGUGCCAGAAUUGUGGAAAGAUUUACCGAGAGUUCCAAAUCCAAGAGAAUUUAUUGACCUUGAAGCUCAGUUUGAGAACUAUGAGAACGAAAUCAUGGAGUUAUCUGAGAACUUUACAACAUUGUUGCAAAAUUUUCAGGAACUGACUGAAUUACGAUACGUUCUUGAGCGCACUCAGUCGUUCCUUACUCAUCAAGCUCCAUCGGGUACUGAAGGAAAGAAAGACGAGAUUACUGGAGAGAGUCAGCAAUUGGGUUUUGUUGCUGGUGUCAUUCAACGUGAACGUAUUUUAGGCUUUGAACGAAUGUUGUGGCGUAUUUCACGUGGUAAUGUCUUCUUACGUCAAUCAGACAUUGAAAAGCCUUUCACUGAUCCCAAAACGGGAAAAGAAAUCUACAAGAAUGUUAUCGUCGUGUUCUUCCAAGGCGAACAAUUGAAGACACGAGUUAAGAAAAUUUGCGCUGGUUAUCAUGCAAGUUUGUAUCCAUGUCCCGAUAACUAUGAAGAGCGCGAAGAUAUGUUGAAAGGUGUUUUAACACGUCUUGAAGACUUGAACAUGGUCAUUAAUCAGACGCAAGAUCAACGACAACGUGUCUUGAAUGUCAUCGCAAAAGACUUACCAAGUUGGAUUAUUAUGGUCAAGAAGAUUAAAGCAAUUUAUCAUACGAUGAACAUGUUCAACAUGGACGUGUCUCAAAAAUGUUUAAUUGGUGAAUGUUGGAUUCCCACGAACGACAUGUUUCUCGUUCAAAAAGCAUUAACUGAUGGUUCAGCUGCUGUUGGUUCAACAAUUGCAUCUUUCAUGAAUGUCAUUUCAACUGAAGAAAUUCCACCAACAUUUAAUCGCACCAAUAGAUUCACUCAAGGAUUCCAGAACCUGAUUGAUGCAUUCGGUGUUGCGAGUUAUCGUGAAGCAAACCCAGCAUUGUACACGAUCAUCACGUUUCCAUUCUUGUUCGCCAUUAUGUUUGGUGAUUUGGGCCACGGUUUAAUUUUGUUUGCUUUUGGCUUUUGGAUGGUCAUUUCUGAAAAGAAACUCUCGGAAAAACGUUCAAAGAAUGAAAUUUGGAAUAUUUUCUUCGGUGGUCGUUACAUUAUAUUGUUGAUGGGUUUGUUUUCUUGCUACACCGGCUUCAUUUACAAUGACAUUUUCUCCAAAUCGAUGAACAUCUUUGGAAGUGCUUGGGAGCUUGACUUCAAUACGUCAACAGUCAUGGAGAAUAUUGAAGGUCUUCAGCUAAAUCCAGCAAGUGAUACCUUGAAAGAAGACGCAGUUUACUUGAUUGGUUUAGAUCCUAUUUGGCAACUUGGAACCAACAAAAUCAUUUUCCUGAACUCUUACAAAAUGAAAGUUUCGAUUAUUUUCGGCGUUGUUCAUAUGAUCUUCGGUGUUUUCAUGUCAGUCGUUAAUUACAAUCACUUCCGUCGUCGAAGCUCAAUUUUCUUGGAAUUCCUACCACAACUUAUCUUCUUGGUUCUUCUUUUCGCUUACAUGGUGUUCAUGAUGUUCUGGAAUACGAUUUCGCAUACUGCUUCGUAUCUUCGUUUGUGGGCUUUGUCAUUGGCACACGCACAACUAUCGGAAGUCUUGUGGAACAUGCUGAUGACUAUUGGAACUGGUCAGAAAUCCUACGUAGGAGCUGCCGUUAUAUUCUUCAUCUUCGGAGCUUGGGCAGUUUUGACCCUUGCAAUUCUAGUUUUGAUGGAAGGUCUGUCAGCUUUCCUACACACUUUACGUCUUCACUGGGUUGAAUUUAUGAGUAAAUUCUAUGAAGGCGCCGGCUACCAUUCAAUCAUGGGAUCAAUGUUAAGAAGUGAAGAGAUGUCUCUCUGUCAGAUUUUCGUUCAGCCUGAAGUCAUUUAUUCAGCUGUUACUGAAAUUGGCAUCAUUGCAAUUGCGCAAUUCAAAGAUUUGAAUCCGGUAACAAAUUCAUUUCAAAAAAAGUAUACAGCUGAGAUUAGAAGAAUUGAUGAAAUCGAGAGACAACUUGUGGUGAUUCAUCGAGAACUAAAGAAAGACGAAAUCAAGAUUUCUAAGAAUCAAGAAGAUCUUUUGGUUAUAACCACUAGAGAGAUCAACAACUUGGAAACAAUCAUUGAGAACAGUGAAAAAGAAAUCACAGAACUUUCUCAAAACUUUUCCCAAUUGCAGGAAAAUCAUCGUGAAUUGAUUGAGUAUCGAAAUGUUCUCCAAAACGCUGAACAUUUUCUCGCUCAAAGCACUAAUGACUUUUUAAUUGACGAAAUUCAAGAAGAAAAUUGUUCCCAGUUGGACUUUGUUGCAGGUGUUAUUGACUUUGAAAAAUUUAUUAGCUUCGAGCGCAUGUUGUGGAGAGUUUCACUUGGAAAUAUUUUUGUUAAACAUGCCAUGAUUGACGAGCCCUUUAAAGAUUUUAAGGAUAAUGACAUUUACAAAUGUGUCUUUAUUGUGUUCUUCCAAGGUGACACUUUAAAGAAAAAAGUUCAGAAAGUUUGCGAAGGAUAUCACGCGAAAACUUUUUCAUAUCCAGCAAACUCUUCUGAACGAAUGGAUUUGAUCAGAGAUUUGCAAGCGAGAGAACGUGACAUUGACAACGUCAUUAAUCAGACGAGAGAUCAUCGUGCCAGAGUUCUCAACUAUUCUGCUAAGUCAUUCAACGAAUGGUCUCUAAAGUUGAAAAAGUUGAAAUCAAUUUUUCACACGAUGAACAUGUUCAGCUUUGACGUGUCUCAAAAAUGUUUAGUUGGUGAAUGUUGGGUGCCAACGAAACAAAUUCAUUUGCUGAAAAAUGCAUUAGAGAAGAGCUCGGGAACAUCAAACGUUGUAGCUUUCAUUAAUGUUAUUGGAACGAAUGAAACUCCACCAACAUUUCAUCAAACUAAUAAAUUUACUCGAGGCUUUCAAAACUUAAUUGAUGCAUAUGGGAUGGCAUCUUAUCGUGAAGCCAAUCCUGGCUUAUCUACAAUUGUGACAUUUCCAUUCUUAUUUGCUGUGAUGUAUGGUGACAUAGGGCAUGGACUUCUCAUUUUGUUGUUUUCCAUUUGGAUGAUAAUCAGCGAGAAGAAACUUGAAAAAGUGAAAGAAGAAAUUUUCAACAUUUUCUUUACCGGUCGUUACAUUAUCUUGAUGAUGGGAUUGUUCUCAUUGUACACUGGCUUCAUCUACAAUGAUAUCUUCUCAAAGUCAAUGAACAUCUUUGGAAGUUCCUGGAGAAUUAAUUAUACUGAAAAAUAUAUUAUGGAGAAUGAAGGUGGGAUUCAAUUAAAUCCAUCAAGUGAUGACUUACAAACUGGAAGAACUUAUCCAGCUGGUUUGGAUCCCGUUUGGCAAUUAGCGACUGAUAACAAAAUUCUUUUCCUAAACUCUUACAAGAUGAAACUUUCAAUAAUCUUUGGAGUCGCCCACAUGCUUUUUGGAAUAUGCGUGUCUGUCAUCAAUCAUAAUUUCUUUCGACAAAGAAGCAAAAUUUUCUUAGAAUUUCUUCCGCAAAUUCUUUUCUUGCUUCUUAUCUUCGGAUAUUUGGUUUUUAUGAUGUUCUUCAAGUGGGUGCGCUUUGAUCCGAAAGCUGAUCAACCAUUCUCGCCAGGUUGUGCACCGAAUGUUUUGGUUUAUUUUAUAAAUAUGAUUCUCUUUGGUUCGGAGAAAGAACUUAAAGGUUGUAAUCCUUACAUGUAUCCCGGACAACGAAUUCUUCAAAUCGUUUUCAUCGUUCUCGCUUUGCUUUGCAUUCCUUGGAUGCUGAUUGGAACUCCACUCUAUGUUAAAUUAACUAGAAAUAAACGUAGAAGAAAUUUCGCUUUAAGCGAUGAGAUUGGAGAGACCACAAGUGAACUUUCUUUCGAUGAUGAAGAACCGAUGAGUGAGAUUUGGAUUCAUCAAACGAUUCAUACGAUUGAAUAUGUUUUGGGAACAAUUUCCCAUACUGCUUCGUAUCUUCGUUUAUGGGCUUUGUCGUUGGCACACGCACAACUUUCUGAAGUUUUAUGGACGAACCUUUGGCCGAUAGCAUUCAUAAAUGUUCCAUUUAUUGGUCCUGUUAUGAUUUAUUAUGUUUUCUCCAUUUGGUCGUGUGUAACUUUGGGAAUUCUUGUUGUCAUCGAGGGUUUGUCUGCAUUCCUUCACACACUUCGAUUGCAUUGGGUUGAGUUCAUGAGCAAAUUUUACAUUGGCGAAGGUUACAAAUUUGAGCCAUUUUCAUUCGAAGUUAUCUUAAACGACGGAGAUUAA